AUGUUCUCCAAGACCUUCGCUGUUGCUACCUUCGCCGCUGUGGCCUCUGCCCAGCUCCCGGCCAUCGCCCGGCGAGAGUUCCUCAUCGAGGCUCGUCAGACUUACUCCGCCGACGAUGCCUGUUCCACCGCCAUCGCCUCGGUCCUGCCCAUCUACAGCGAGAUUCCCCUUCCUCCUUCUGAGCUUCAGUCCGUGAGCCUCCCUUCGGACCCGUGUGAGACUCCUUCUUUCACUGGUACCGUCGCCGCUGAGUACAGCUCAUACACCUCCGAGGUCCUCGACUGGUACACCUCGCACAGCGACGAGCUCCUCAGCGCCCUGGCCUCUUGCACCGAUCUCGCCGCUUACGCCUCCGAGGUGCCUGUCUGCUCGACCGCUGCCUCCGCUAUCCUCAGCUCGGUUUCUGCCAUUGCUACCGAAGAAUCGUCCGCCUCGGCCACCGACGCUGAGGGUGGCGCCACAGCCACCGGCUCUGGCGCUGCCGAGUCCUCUUCCGAGGCCGGCGAAACUGGCUCAUCCAUCGCCACCGCCACCGCCACCAAGUCGUCUGCCGCUUCUGGUACCAGUGCUUCCACCGUCGCCACCGCCGGCGCUGCCCGCGAGAACAGCGGCUUCGUCGCUGGAAUCAUUGCUGCCGCCGGUGUCAUUGCUGCCGUUGCCGCUCUGUAA
Truncatella angustata is the source of this 669-nucleotide messenger RNA. RefSeq lists its product as uncharacterized. The record is from RefSeq and is a predicted model, not a curated record. The transcript has a single exon. The coding region runs from base 1 to 669 and encodes 222 amino acids. NCBI's taxonomy places the organism in Eukaryota, Fungi, Ascomycota, Sordariomycetes, Amphisphaeriales, Sporocadaceae.